AUCUGUAUACAGAUAGGAAAGUAAAAAUGUUUCUCGAUUUUGUGGUGAACUGGCAAAGAGAUGGGAAGCAUCAUCUAGGAAUAAAGAUCGUUUCUUAAAAAAAAAUGAAAGUUGGUUACAAUGUGAAGUAUCACUUAUUAAUGUUGAAUACGACAGCAUGAGUUCAGCAUCAACUUCUCAAGUAGGUCGACCAUCCCUAUCAUUUGAAGAGAGUAGUGAAAGAACUAAAAGACGCAAAAUAGAACAACUUCGCUCAGAAGCCGGUAACGCCGAAAUUACAUAUGCGCUAAAAAUGAAUUUACGGGCCGAAGGGAAACACGAUGCUGUAAAGAUUCUUGGCGAAGCAUUGGAAGCAAGUCCAAACCGGGCUGCCAAAAUGUUGCAUGCAUGGCAGGAAUCGCAUCGUAAACCGAUUAAAUAUACAAGCGAUGAAUCUUUGUCCCUGAUGAUUGAGGCCAAGUUAACGAAACAUCAGUAUAAUUUAAUUUGCUCACAUGCUAAAAUAAAAAAUGCUGACAUUUAUCUAG
Messenger RNA from Psylliodes chrysocephalus, 527 nucleotides. The record is from the annotation of a GenBank genome assembly. Lineage: Eukaryota; Metazoa; Arthropoda; Insecta; Coleoptera; Chrysomelidae.